UUUCCAUUCACUUUAAUUUUUGCACUACAUUGUUUUCUCAAGCCAAUUAAGACAAAGUUAUUGUUAAGUAACAAUAUUACUAUACAUUAUUAUUGUUAUUGUUAUUAUUAAGGUCACGGUGUGAAAUAUAUAUUCACUAAACACAAUAUCUGUCCAGACACAUAUAUAUCCCCUUCACAAAUCACAAACCUAGCUAGCUAAUUAAGCUAAAGGUAAGGGGCAAUAUAUGAUAACUAUGGGUGAAGAAAAACACUAUUGUGAUUAUUUUUAUUAUUAUUUCUCGAGGAAAAUGGUUUUCCUUGUGUCUGCUUUGAUGUUACUUUCUUCCUGUGAUGCUUUGGAAUUCGAUGUUGGUGGCUCCGACGGGUGGGUUUUAAACCCAUCUGAAAGUUAUGAGCAUUGGGCUACUCGUAUGAGAUUUCAGGUUAAUGACUCUCUAGUAUUUAGGUAUGAUGAAGGACAUGAUACUGUAUUGGAGGUGAAGGGGCGGGAUGAUUAUGAAAAAUGUAGCACCCAAAACCCCGUCAACAAAAUGGACGAUGGAAAUUCGGUUUUCAAGCUGGACAGACCAGGUCCUUUUUACUUCAUUUCUGGGAAUCGAGAAUGUUGCCUUAAAGGACAAAAAGUUGUUGUUGUUGUUCUCGCCGCGAGAAACGAAAACAGUACCCUGCCACCC
Molecule: messenger RNA, 676 nt
Organism: Cuscuta europaea
Lineage: Eukaryota; Viridiplantae; Streptophyta; Magnoliopsida; Solanales; Convolvulaceae
Source: the annotation of a GenBank genome assembly